GAUACCACAAUAAUAAUAAUGAAAAAUAGUCCUUACAUAAAAAUGAAAAGGACAUGAGAAGUGAAACUAAAAUUAAUUUACAAACAAAACAAAGUAAUUAAUAUUUAAUAAAUAAAAUGGAUUUCUCAUUAACUUCCUUAUAUAAACUAGAAAUAAAUGUAAUUAAAUACAUACAAGAACAAUUUUCCAAUGGCGAAACAAUACUACGUAACAUAAACCAUUAUCUUGAUCCCGUAUUCAUACUAAAUAUUUGGAUACCACUAGUGGGGGCAUUUAAUCAUAAAUUACUUAUACAACUGGUGGCAUCAAUAGGUGUUAUAAACACCCUGGCAACGGUAAUAAAAUGGUGCUUACCUGAAUACCGUCCUAUUUGGUUUAUUAGUGAAAAUUUAAAAAGCUUUAAAUAUGAUUUUAAUGACAUAACAAUUGAUCCGUUUAGCUGUGACACUAGUGCCGGUUUUCCCUCCUCACAUGCUGUUGCUUUUACCACAUUUGUUUUCAUUUUAGUUUGGCGUUUUGUUACAAGUUUUCUAUCUUCAUAUGAAUUUGUUGUCUAUGACAAAUAUUUGUUAAUUUAUACUUUUGCAUCUUCAAUAUCGACUAUCAUGUGGUUUAGUCGUUUAUAUUUUCUAUACGAAUUUUUACAUCAAUGUAUAGUGGGUUCAUUAUUUGCUGUUCUUCUGAUACAUGUGUUAAGGAGAUAUUCUUCGUCUUUAUUGAGUUUUGGUAAAGUGAAGGCAGUGAUGUUGGUUGUUGUUUUCGGCAGUAUACCGAUAAGUGCUUAUUUUGGAAUGCUACAUUGGGAUGUGGAUCCAUUUUGGUGUGUUCGAACGGCUUUUAAAUGGUGUCCUGAUCCCAUGCAGUUAAAACAUGAAAGUACUCCAGUAUUUACACUCUGUCGAGAUUUCGGUUAUCUCUUAGGUAUUGCCCUUUCAAGUCCUUUAGCUAAAAGCUAUUACAACUCAAACCACAAUUAUCGUAAACGUCUUCCUGCUUUAAUUUCUGUGGAAUUUUUUAAUUACCUUCUCCAAUUAUAUACUCCCAAAGAGUAUGGACGUUUUGCAUUUGUUGCUUAUGAAUUUUUAAGAAAUUGUUUUCAUUCCUUUAUGUUAUUGACAAUGUUACCGAAGUUUUGAUACUAAAUAAAAGUAUGUAGUUGAAAUCGUUUUGAAAA
Lucilia cuprina (Australian sheep blowfly) is the source of this 1174-nucleotide messenger RNA. RefSeq names its product glucose-6-phosphatase catalytic subunit 1 (gene G6P). The record is from RefSeq and is a predicted model, not a curated record. Gene Ontology annotation, cellular component: membrane. Gene Ontology annotation, molecular function: glucose-6-phosphatase activity. Bases 117 to 1136 code for a protein of 339 amino acids. The transcript is spliced from 5 exons. NCBI's taxonomy places the organism in Eukaryota, Metazoa, Arthropoda, Insecta, Diptera, Calliphoridae. Gene Ontology annotation, biological process: gluconeogenesis; glucose 6-phosphate metabolic process.